UGAUCACAAAUAAACCAUUUUGAGGUAACGUAAUAACCUUCUUGCCCAUCACGCUUCUAUUUAUACCUCUGUUAUCCCAGUGUACGGUGUACCAUCACUGAAACCAAACUUAAAUCAUUCACAUUGACAUCGUUCUAACAAAAAAUUUCAAAACAAUAGAAGGCAGUUCCGAAAUUCAGAGAGAGAUGAACAAUUUGCGCAUUACUGUUUCAUUAUUUUUGGCCACUCUUGUCUUCACCGCGACUUUUUCAAACUCUGUGGUGGAGGCCAAAAAAGAAAUCAUAAUCUCAUUCAAAUGUAAACAGAAAUCAGAUUGUCUAUCAAACAUUGCGUGUCAGGCUUGUGUUGAUUGCCGAUGUGAUAAGAAAUUGUGUAGAUGCCAUGGUUUCAAACAAGAAAACGGGAAUACAACAGUUGCACCAUUUCCAGUUUAAAUUACUCAUCAUUUUCCUAUUAAAGAUCUAUGCCUUUGUAAUGCAAAAUCUAUAUCUAUAUAAAUAAAGUUAAACUCUCUCCUCUCAUUACGCUACCUCAUC
Molecule: messenger RNA, 536 nt
Organism: Brassica oleracea var. oleracea
Lineage: Eukaryota; Viridiplantae; Streptophyta; Magnoliopsida; Brassicales; Brassicaceae
Product: defensin-like protein 287
Exons: 2
Coding region: 186-434 (82 amino acids)
Source: RefSeq, a predicted model, not a curated record